CAGAGUGCGUAUAUACUAGUUUACGAUCGUCAUUUCAAUUCGUUUCGAGCAUACGGAUAAAAAUAAAAAUAAAAAUAAAAAUAAAAACAGCCACUACGCAAGGCUUAGGCAGCGGAACGAGAUGAGGAAAUGGGCUACGAGAAAGCGGAGGAUAGUCACAGGCAAAUAUGUUAACGAUUGGCUACCGACUUGAUCACCACCCAGACAACGUCUACAAAGUAAGAGAAGACAGUUGGGGGGCAACUCCUUCGAUCCAAUGAGCGGUCUGCUUCAUUACUGUAACGUGGAGUCGUAGACAAGGGAAUGAACCACAUGGUCAUUGCCACCCAUGCCAGUGGAAUCCUCCCCUAUUCCCUAUUCUAUAUUCGCCCUGCACACAUUAUGCCUAGGCAUGUUACGUAUAUAUGUCCGUAUGUAUGUAUGCAUAUGUAUUUGUAUGCAGCCCUUCACCUUGGAUGCGGACGACUACAACGCUGAAAAUAUCGUGCCCUGGGAACCCUGAGAAGAGAUUGGCUCGCCCUCGACUUUACCAGAGCUAAGGGUCCAAGCGUUCAUAUUCCGGUUCUGUUUGAUUGGACCCGAAUGGGUGGGCAAACCCGUCCGCCCCCGACCCUGAGGAACCCUGUCAUUCUCACUGGAUGAUCAGACUUUAAAAGGUUGCUUAAGGAACGCGUGUCUUCUUCGUCUUAUCCUUCCCACUUUUGGCAGGCGACAGA
Daldinia decipiens is the source of this 716-nucleotide messenger RNA. RefSeq lists its product as uncharacterized. The record is from RefSeq and is a predicted model, not a curated record. The annotation marks the transcript as partial. The transcript is spliced from 2 exons. Lineage: Eukaryota; Fungi; Ascomycota; Sordariomycetes; Xylariales; Hypoxylaceae.